GCGGUGCUCGAUGACGAGUUAUUGUAGCUAGUCACAGGCCUAACCAACGUGAAACAAACAGUAGUGACACCGGCAUCAGCACACGCCCAUUUGCUGCGAAUUCAUGCCUGUAAAAAGUGACCCACCCUGAUCUCGUUCUCUGUCGUUCCCAAACAAAACAACCACAGAACAGAGCCCCAACUAUGACCAUGACAAACUCCACGAGCAACUCGGCAUCAUCCGAGUCCUCCAUCUCCGUGUCCUCCUCGAACGACGAGCCUUCCGUGCACUCGACCAUCAGCGGCGAGUCGAUCUUGGACGACCACAGACACCAGAACCAGAGCUUGCCGAUCCGGACAGAGUCCCGGCUGCUUGCAGCCAGCCAGGAGCAGCAGCAGAAGGCAAGAACGAACUCCCAGUGCUCGGUCGGCUCCUCGAGACCGUUGCCUCCGAUGCCCGAGAAACCCUCGAAGGUGAACAUCAACUCGAACGUCGACUCGAGAGACUUGCUAAACAGAAUGGUCGCAGACGACGAGUACGACGAGUAUGCUGUAAACUCUACCACCCCGGCGCCAUUGGUCAUCCCGGGCAGGCGCAACUCCACCACAAGAACCAAGUCUUUUAGCGAACAGGUCAAGUCGCUCAUCAGACCAAGAGAGGAAUCUACUAGCGGAGGCAUAUUGCUAGGCUCAAACAGCAACAGCAACAACAACAUGGCCGCUUCUGACGAAGAGCUUUCACAUCACUCAAACAACCUUGUAAAGAUUCCAUCAAGAGCAUCCUCUAAAUCUACCAGAAAGAAGACAAACAGAGAGGGCAAUGACGCUGACAGCGACCUCGACUCGCACGCCUCACGGGAAUCCCAAGAGACUGAAGAGGAUGUUUGUUUCCCCAUGCUGCCGGAACAUGUGAGGAUCAGAGGAAUUGAUUUCGAUGAAAUCGAGGAAUUCAUUGUGGAGCAAAGAGAGGAAAAUGAACGCAUUGCGGAAAGAGAGAAAGAGCUUAAGAUGGGCUGCAGCAACUCAAUUACCACUAGCUCCGAGAAAAUCAGCUCUGCAGCACUCAAGUACAUCCCAAAGCAGCUCAACGCCAGAACAGGUAAUUCUUCCUCUGACCUUUCCGACAAAUCCUUCAAGUCUGAAAAGGACCAUUACGACUCUACAAGCAAUAAACAGGAAGAAGAAUACGAGGAGGCAGAUUUGCCUACAAGGUUCUCAUUCUUCUCUUCUGAGGUGGAAGAGACUAUCCACGCAGCAGACAUCCCCUCCUUGGUUGGUCGUGGUCAUCCAUUUAAAGAGCUCUUUGAGCCCGAAGAUUCGAUCUGGUGGUUGGACUGUACGUGUCCAACCGAUAGUGAGAUGAAAAUGUUGGCAAAGGCUUUUAGUAUCCAUCCUUUGACGGCUGAGGAUAUCAGAAUGCAGGAAACACGUGAAAAGGUGGAGUUGUUCAAGAGUUACUACUUUGUUUCUUUUCACACGUUUGAGACCGAUUCUGAGAGUGAAGACUUUUUGGAACCAAUCAAUGUCUAUAUUGUCGUUUUCAAGUCUGGCAUAUUAACUUUCCACUUUUCGCCAAUUGUCAACCCUGCCAACGUGAGAAGGAGAGUUAGACAGUUGAGAGACUACGUCAAUGUUUCUUCCGACUGGCUCUGUUAUGCGAUGAUCGAUGACAUCACAGAUGGAUUUGCACCUAUUAUCCAGUCUAUCGAGUAUGAAGCAGAUGCCAUUGAAGAUUCUGUGUUUUUGUCUAGGGAGAAUGACUUUGGUCGUAUGCUACUCAAGAUUGGUGAAUCGAGAAGGAAGGUGAUGACUUUGAUGAGAUUGUUACAGGGUAAGGCCGAUGUGAUCAAGAUGUUUGCUAAAAGAUGCCAAGAUGAAGCUGCCAGCAUACGGAUCAAUGGAUUCAGCAACAAUAAUUCACAGGCACAACCUAGUGCCGACAUUGCACUAUACUUGGGGGAUAUCCAGGAUCAUAUCAUCACCAUGUUUCAAUCGUUGUUAUCGUACGAGAAGAUUUUCAGCAGAUCGCAUUCGAAUUAUUUGGCCCAGUUACAGGUCGAGUCGUUCUACUCUAACCUCCGAGUGACAGACAUGUUGUCCAAGGUUACACUUCUAGGUACGAUCCUAGUUCCGAUGAAUUUGGUUACGGGGUUGUUUGGAAUGAACGUGAAAGUUCCCGGUCACGGCCAGUCAAACUAUGGCUGGUUUGGAGGGAUCAUUGGGUUCAUUUUCCUCCUGGUCACUGUGCUAGUUAUCGGCGCGUCGUACUAUCUGAGAUAUGUUGAGCGGAAUGCCAGCAGCCAGGUUUUCUCCUCCGGAAUCAGCAUGAAGAGCUUUGGUUUCGGCAGGAAGAAGAACAAGCAGCGCACGGGCGCCGGCAAUGGCCGGGACGAUGCAGUCAGUUUGCCCACCCGGUUCACACGGUACGGCGAUUGGUGA
This is a messenger RNA of Pichia membranifaciens NRRL Y-2026, 2417 nucleotides long. RefSeq lists its product as hypothetical. Bases 183 to 2417 code for a protein of 744 amino acids. The record is from RefSeq and is a predicted model, not a curated record. Lineage: Eukaryota; Fungi; Ascomycota; Pichiomycetes; Pichiales; Pichiaceae. Gene Ontology annotation, cellular component: plasma membrane. Gene Ontology annotation, biological process: intracellular magnesium ion homeostasis; magnesium ion transmembrane transport. The transcript is spliced from 5 exons. Gene Ontology annotation, molecular function: magnesium ion transmembrane transporter activity.